Molecule: messenger RNA, 2392 nt
Organism: Hydractinia symbiolongicarpus
Lineage: Eukaryota; Metazoa; Cnidaria; Hydrozoa; Anthoathecata; Hydractiniidae
Product: vesicular glutamate transporter 1-like
Exons: 9
Coding region: 499-2325 (608 amino acids)
Biological process (GO): transmembrane transport; monoatomic anion transport
Molecular function (GO): transmembrane transporter activity
Source: RefSeq, a predicted model, not a curated record
CGUCCAAGAAACACGAAUGCAUUGUUUAAAAGUUGCCAUACGGUUGUAAUUAACCUGCAAGUAAAUUUCAGCAACUGCAGAUAAAAGAUUUGGUCAGCAACCGUGUGAGUGCAGAUAUAAGUGCUUUUAACGUUACAAACAAACAAUGCCAAAACUUAUUGCUUUUUUUUUUUAAUCUCGCCUUUCUCUUAGAGUCAGGCUGUGGUAGCAACCUCGUCUCCAGGGGUUCUUGCCUCUUUUACAUCGAUGCCACUAGCGGCUUUGGCAACCCUGGAACAUCAAAUAGUGACAAAUAGUAAUGAUAGAACCUCGGGUUUUAACCGUGAAAGAAAGAAAAUCCAGAUUUACGCUUGAGUGCACUUCGUAUUUGCACGCUUUUUUUUUCUUCAGAAUAAAUAAAGCGUCUUGUUUGACAUCACAUUGCGCAUGAUAGGUAGGGUCUGAACGUUUGUUAGGUUCGAAAAUGUCUAUCAUGGCUUGUUUAUUAAAUUAAUAAUUAUGAGCAAAAAAACAGAAGAAAAUAAUAAGAAUAAUUCAGAGGGAACACAACAAAGUUUUCCUAGUAAUAACAAUGAAAACGAGGCUAGAAAUUCUGCCCAAGAAGACGACGAGUGCAGCAAGAAAAACAUUAGUACAGAAAGUCCCGAUUUAAACCAGGAUAAAGUUAAAGGUGACAGAAAUAAAGAAGCGUCAAUGGUUCGACGAUCACCCUCUCCUAAUAAAAAGAAGGAAACGCACGCCGUACCUAAAGACGGUAGUAACAUGCAGUCUGUUGGUACAGAUACUGAAUGCGAUAGUAGACCAACGAAAGAUGGUGAUGGAUCGAAUUCGUAUGAUGGAGAUGUAACAGUCUCCGAUGUAGAAGUAGGAACAGAAAAAGAAAGACUUCCAGCUGAGGAAAUAACUAUUUUACCAAAGCGUUAUGUGUUGUUGUUGAUGUUAUUCUUAGGUUUCGCUAUUAUAUAUUCUCUUCGUGUAAAUAUAAAUGUUGCUAUUGUUGCCAUGGUAAAUAACAGGACACGGUUGACUCGGAGUGGCAAAAUUACUGUGCGCGUGGCUGAGUUUCACUGGGAUUCGCACGAUCAAGCAUUAGUACUCGGUUCAUUUUAUUAUGGUUACUGGAUAUUACAAGUUCCUGGUGCAUGGAUAGCCAUGAAACUCGGUGGCACUCGUAUAUUUGGCUAUGGCACGUUACUUGCGUCAUUACUGGCGCUCAUCACACCGGUUGCCACGCGAUAUCACGUGUACGGACUAGUUGGUAUUCGAAUUGUCCAGGGAUUAUUUCUUGGCGUGACAUUUCCAUGCGUCAUUGCAAUAUGGGCAAAAUGGUCACCGCCUACUGAACGAAGUACUAUGGUAACCAUGGCAAUAGCAGGAUCACCUGUUGGUAAUAUUAUAGCUAUUCCACUUACUGGUUUAUUAGCAAAAUAUGGCUUUGAUGGAGGCUGGCCCUCUGUCUUCUAUUUUUUUGGUUUUCUUGGUAUUUUGUGGUACAUAUUAUGGGCGUUUAUAAUUUAUGAUACGCCAUCCACUCAUCCUGGUAUAACUUCAAGAGAACGAAAUUACAUAGAAAAAUCUAUAGCUGAGAAACCUUUUGAUCCAUUGACUGAAUCACCACCAUGGAAAGCGAUCUUCACAUCUGUUCCUAUGUGGGCAAUCAUUGUUGGUCAUUUUGGUGCAUGCUGGGGAUAUUACACUUUGUUUACACAGAUGCCAACCUACUUAAAAGAUGUUCAACAUUUAGAUAUUAAAACUAUGGGACUUGUUGCAGCUACACCUUACCUGUUUAAAGCUUUUCUUGGUCCUCUUGGAGGGAUAUCUGCAGACAUGAUACUUCGUUAUGGUUAUCUUACUGUCACUGGAGUGCGUAAGCUGUUUUAUGGCGUUGGUUGUAUACUAGCAGGUUUCUUUAUUCUUAUGGUUGGUUAUUAUAUAAAGAAAGCUGAAGCAAUUGCUUUCUUGAUAUUAGGCGUCGGUUUCAGUGGGUUGAACGCCACUGGAUACGCCGUGAAUCAUUUAGAUUUAGCACCAAGAUACGCAGGCGUGUUGAUGGGUAUCACAAACACAUUUGCAACCAUACCUGGUUUUCUCAGUCCAAUGGUUACAGGAUAUAUUGUUAAAAACAAGAAAGCGUCGGAAUGGAAAAUAGUGUUUUGGAUAACAUUUAUCAUUUAUGUGAUUGCAGUUGGUCUUUAUUCUAUAAUGUGUUCUGGAGAAAGACAGUGGUGGGCUGAUGGUUAUCCAGAGAAUGACAACGCAGAUGAAAAUGAAAAUAUAACAGAUGAGGCGAUAAACGAAGAUACUGAACCAAGUGACAAUAGAUAAUAAUAAUUUGUUAUAAUAACUUAUGUAUAUAGUAUAUUUUUGAUACAACACACCAUCAUUUUUUAGA